Messenger RNA from Tigriopus californicus, 1358 nucleotides. RefSeq lists its product as uncharacterized. The transcript has 3 exons. The record is from RefSeq and is a predicted model, not a curated record. The coding region runs from base 49 to 984 and encodes 311 amino acids. Lineage: Eukaryota; Metazoa; Arthropoda; Copepoda; Harpacticoida; Harpacticidae. Gene Ontology annotation, molecular function: dioxygenase activity.
GGGCAACCCUGCCGUUGGCGACAUGUCCCAAAUAGUUAAGAAGAAAACAUGGAGUCCUCAAUUCCAGUGCUCGACGUCUCGGCUAUUUCUUUGAUUCAUGUGGAUCCGGGGAAGAGCCACUAUGAUAAAGUGGGUGCCCAACUCAAGGACGCUUUUCAAACUUGGGGGUUUGCUUACUUGAAAGGCCAUGGAAUUUCAUCCAAAAUUGUUCUUGAUUGUAUGCAAACCGCCCGAACAUUCUUCGAUCUACCAAUGGAGCACAAGGAAACGUUCAGUCGUGGAGUGGAACGAAUCCAUGGAUAUUCGGCAAUUGGCCGUGAGGUUCUCGAAAACAAGGACAUUGUCGAGUUCAAAGAGUCGUUUGAUGUGCACUCUUUAGAUAAACGUCAACUUCUCGGUCAAAAGGAGUUCGAUGGGCCCAUUCAAGCCCUCUCUCACCAAACAGUCAUCUUGGCUCAACGAUUGUUGCAAUGUCUGGCCAAAGAUUUGGGAAUCCAGCCGAAAGAUAUGUUGCAAAGCCAUUCUAACAUGUUUGGUCAGGGCAAUGCCACUUCUUUGAGACUUUUGCAUUAUCCUCCUAUUGAUCUGAAGAAUUCCAAGCAUCAGUCAAUCACCCGUUGUGGAGAGCAUUCUGAUUACGGGGGGCUGACCUUAUUGUUUCAGGACAAUCAUAGUGGAUUGGAAGUUCGGCGAUUAGAUGGACAAUGGAUACCUGUUCCACCCAUUCCAGGAACGAUUGUCGUCAAUAUUGGAGAGAUUCUACAACUGUGGAGUGGGGGGCGUUACCGAGCCACUCCUCAUCGUGUUCGCGGGGGAUUGGACUCAGAAAGCACCUCUCGAUAUUCAAUUGCCACUUUUAUUCAUCCCAAUAAUGACACGAUUAUUGGUCCAUUUGGCAGUGAUGGAAUGUCCGAAACAAAUGGAGCCUCAAAAACUGCUCUAGAUCACGUGGAACAACGCUUCAAAGACACCUACACGCCAUAAUUUGCCAAGGAGCAAGUUUGAAGUUUGGAUGUACAUAAAGGUUGAUUGUAUUUAUCUCGACUUCGGUGACGGAUCAUGGGUGGGCAUGUUGUUUCUUGAUUAUUAUUUAUUAUGCCAACCCAUGAUGAAAUUGAGAAUGACUAGGAGAAUGGCAAAUGCAGAAGAAGUGAACAAUUCCAUUGGACUUGGUAUGGUAACGUUGGCGAAAGACUAAAGUUUGCUGAAGCAGAAACGUUCGUCUAGAGUUUAAUGAAUUGUAGUUGCAAUCUCCAAAUAAGGAUGUGAUGAGAGGCACAAAGCUUAGAUCCUCCGUAUGGUAACUGAUAGGCAUUUUCGACAACAAAAUUCCGACCAAAUAAAAGAUUCACAGAUUC